CAAACAAAGCUGCGACCUCUUUUUGCUUUCUCUGUGCUUUCAUGGCGUCUUCACGUCCCACCCUCUCUCUUCUUCUCCUCCUCCUCUUUCUCUUUACCGCUACAAUCAUCACCACCAGCCACCAAACCGAAGACGACGACGACAGCAGCUCUUCAUCACCUCAACUCGCUCUAAACCCAUCGGAGCAAGAAGCGGUCUACCGAGUUCUUGACUCAGUCAACUCAGCCAUCUCAUGGCGAACCAUCUUCCCUGACGACCUCUGCGCUUCACCACCAGACGGCGUCGUUUGCGAUUACCUCUACGUUUCUCAAAACGGCGUCGCGACGUCCGUCCACGUCACCGAGCUCCACUUGGGCUACCUCUCUGACUACACGCAAAACCCUCCUUGCUCUUCCAACUCCACACUCGAUCCUCUCCUCUUCACUUCUUUUAAACACCUUCGUAAGCUCUUCGUCUACAAAUGCUUCACCGUAGCUCGCGUCUCGUUACCGGAUUCAAUCCCGGAAGGUUUCGGCUCUGUUCUCGAAGAGUUAGUAUUCAUCGAAAACCCAUCUCUCGUCGGCGAGAUCGGAGCCAUGAUCGGUAAUUUCACCAAGCUGAGAAGAUUAGUUCUCACCGGAAACGGGUUUCACGGCUCAAUCCCGGGUCGGAUCGGCGAUUUGGCCAGUCUAGAGGAAGUCACACUCUCCAGAAACCGCUUGAGCGGUGGGUUUCCGACGAACGCCACGUCACGUCUUAAGAACCUUAAAGUUCUAGACUUUAGCCAUAACUUUCUCAACGGAAACGCCCCUGAUUCAAUCGGAGACUUGACGGAGCUUCUCAAGCUAGAUCUCAGCUUCAACGAGUUCACCGGAGAGAUCCCUUCCACCGUCGGGAAACUUAAAAAGCUCGUCUUUUUAGACCUGAGUUAUAACCGUUUUGGUAACUUCGGCGUUCCUCUGUUUCUAGCGGAGAUGCCCAGAUUGAGAGAGGUUCAUCUGAGUGGGAACAAGCUCGGUGGGCGUAUACCACUGGAGAUUUGGAAGAAUCUGAAAGGUUUAUCUGGAAUUGGGUUGUCGAGGAUGGGUCUUCAAGGAAACAUACCAGCUUCAAUGGCGUCGAGUCUUAAAAAUCUCUGCUUUAUAGCUCUUGACAACAACAACCUCGACGGAGAGAUCCCUGAGGAGUUCGGACGUCUGGAGUUUGUCGGAGAAAUCAACUUUGAGAACAACAACCUAAUCGGAAAAGCUCCGUUCGCUGAUAGUUUCAGAGACAGAGUCGGGAGAAAACUCAAAUUGAGCGGGAACCCUAGUCUACACUACGGCAAAAGAUCUGAUCCUCCUGUCCCUGGACCAGCUCUCUCUUCAUCAGCGGCGACAAGGUUGUUGGUUUGCUUCCCAGUGGCGUUAUUGGCUCUUUACAUUUCAAUGAAACAGUAAAAAAACAGAGAGAGAGGAAGAUGAACAAAGAACAGAUUAGGGGAAAAAAGUUUUAAUUUUUGGUUUGUAAUUAUUAGUUUUCUGGUAAUGAAGAUUACUUUGGAGUUAAUC
Camelina sativa (false flax) is the source of this 1529-nucleotide messenger RNA. RefSeq lists its product as uncharacterized. Lineage: Eukaryota; Viridiplantae; Streptophyta; Magnoliopsida; Brassicales; Brassicaceae. The record is from RefSeq and is a predicted model, not a curated record. Gene Ontology annotation, molecular function: protein binding.